Bipolaris oryzae ATCC 44560 is the source of this 1992-nucleotide messenger RNA. RefSeq lists its product as uncharacterized. The coding region runs from base 1 to 1992 and encodes 663 amino acids. The transcript has 2 exons. The record is from RefSeq and is a predicted model, not a curated record. NCBI's taxonomy places the organism in Eukaryota, Fungi, Ascomycota, Dothideomycetes, Pleosporales, Pleosporaceae. Gene Ontology annotation, molecular function: protein binding.
AUGGAGCCCAUCGUCGCCACCAAGGGCAAACUGACACAGCUGAGGUAUGAGCUUCGGCAUCGCGUCCUCACCUCGGCCGUCUACCCUGUGAGAGCUCCCAAUGGCUCCACGAUUGUUCUCUAUGGCCACGAGACUGGCGUCGGUAUUCUCUGGAGAGGCGGCAAGCGGCUCAAGCAGUCAGCGCCUCAACCCCAACAGCCAGCCAAGCCGCCCAAGGUCAACGGCACCAGCGGCGAUGCCAUCAUGAUCAUCGACUCGGACGACGACGCGCCUGCAAAAGCCACCCCUCAACCCCCACCCAAGGCUGAGUUCGAGGUGGACGACGAAGAGCUCGACCCAGACCAUCCAUAUCCCUCAAUCGUUCAGCACAUCUCGCUGUCCCUCAGCACCCAAGUCCGUCACAUCGCCGUGCCUCAGAUCCCCCAUGCGUCUGCUCUGCGCCCAGGAGACACCACACCACCCAUCCUCAGCAAGAGCAUUGUCUUUACCGUCGCAUGCGCCGACUCUACCGUGCGCUUAAUCACGCUGCCAUUGAGUCCCCCUCCGAAUGCGGCCAAGGCCAGUCCGUUCAGUUCAACGUCGCAGUUUGGCGAGGAAAUUAUCAAGAUUCAAGGCCACCAGAGCAUUCCGAGGGGUGUCACCAUGACUUGGACUGCCAGAGAUGAGCCUGGUGUAUCAGAAGAUGCAGAAGACGACAUGGACAUUGAUGGCGAGGGAGAGACCGGUGCGACACCUAGUGGCAGACGUCGCAAGCAACAGUCGCGCCCGCGCUCCCAACCGCGUGGCGAGGAAGGCUUCGACCUACUCGUAGCCUCACACUCUGCCGAGCUAGGAGGUCUGCUGAGGAUCUUUCGCUUUGAGCUAUCUGAGACGGUGAUCAAAGUCGCGCACCCUGUCGUACCAUGUAAAACGCUCACCUUGCGCAAACCCGCCUCCCGAGUCGCUUUCAAUACCGCCCAAUAUCCGAAGCGUCGGCACUCCCAAUUGCUCAUCACCGAUUCCACAGGAACCGCACGGAUAUACGACCCAUUUGCUGCACCCAAUCGCAAGCAACGAAUGGGUGGCGCUUCCUCUGAGCCAGGUGCCUUUAUAAUUACAUUGAGGACAGCAUUCGAGCCUGUAAAGAAUGUUACACUUACGCCUCCGGUCCUCGCUUCGCGUAAAGCCAUCGUCGAUGCCGCCUGGGCCUCGGAUGGCCGUCAUAUCAUUGCCCUGUUGGCAGACGGUGAAUGGGGAGUUUGGGAUGUUGAUCGUUCUGGCCCAAAUCCACCAGCAGAUCCCUCGGUCUUCUCUCUACGAGGUUAUGUUGGAACAUCAGAAAAAGACGCAAGUAGCAGUGGCCCCUCCAGCCCGAAACGCGCCAGUCGCAACUCAUUAGCCCCCAUGACGCCCAAUACACGCCGCAGAAAGGAAGAAGCGUUAUUCCAAGGAACCUCGACGAGCUCGGCUGUUGUAACGCGUGGUGGCAUCUCCGUCGCCACCUUGCCAUCAGCCAAUGGCACCUCAGAAGAUUCGGUCAUCAUCUGGUAUGGCUCAGAGAUUUACAGGAUAGCAGACCUUGCCAAGUUCUGGGCUCGCACUGUCUCUGCUAGCAAUGGCAGCUCAUUGCCCGGCCCCGGUCUCCAAAUACAAGACGUGUCACUCUGCGGAGAAGCCAUCACAUCUGUCUCCCAGUUUGACACUACAGCACAGGCCUCACGCAUGGCCGUUGCAAGAGAUACUCUGAUACCAUUGGAACAUCGCCUAGUCAUCGCUGCAAGCACUAGCCAACCUCUCGGACGAGACAUGAACGCUGUGUUUGCACGCGAACAACUCGAGGAGGAAACGACCACCAGAACCGACCAGGCCCUACUCACUCACGGUGAGCUAGACCUUGGUGGUAUGGACAGAAUGCUCGAAAGCAUGGAAAGCAGCGUCACCAAUGGCGCUGUGUCAAAGAACUUGACUGCAGGUGGACCUCGCAAGGUCCUUUUUGCAUCCUCUGCAGCUUAA